AUAAUCACAUCCUCCAUAUCAUUCCCAACAUGCCUGUCUCUUAUCCAAACAGAUUCCUGGAGUGUACAUUCUCCGUCGGCUCGAAACUGCGCUUGAACUUCGUUCGAGCCCACUACGUCUACAUCAUCUUCUGUACUUUUCUUGCAUCCUGCAUGAUAUAUCCAUGGAGCGGGUUGGAUUAUAUUGAUUGCCUACUCUUUGCUGCUGGAUCAGCUACGCAAUCUGGCAUAAGCCCCCUUGAUCUCAGUCGUCUGCGAGCUUUUCAACAGGGUAUCCUCUGGCUAAUUGUGCUGGUCACCAACCCUAUAUUUGUUCAUUCACUGCUGGUUCUUGCCCGACUCUACCACUUCCAGAAGCGAUUCCGAUCCGUGUCGGAUGAAGAGAAAGCCAAACGCCAACUGUAUACCAGACGGGCUCCAGCGCUCCAGAAGAGACCAAAGAGCUAUGGCACAAUGACAACCGCAGUUGUGGACCGUUUCGAGAGCAGUCGCGAGGGAAGUAUUUCGUGCAAGCGCGCGGAGAUGGUCCAGCUGUCGGAAACAUCAAGUGGAAUGAGAGAGAUACAGAAGAUGCUUUACAGCCCGGGAGGGAAUAGCCUCGACGAUGAUCAAAUCAGCACGUCGUCUUCUGACUUAGCCAGGUUUAUUGCACCUGCCCUGAACUUCUCCGUACCCCUUCAGCGCUGCGGUUCUGAGGAGGUGAAACCGGAACCUCCAUACACCGAUAAUGAAGGGAAAAGGGAAGGGCAAGAGGAACAGCCCUUACUGGCAGGCCUGGCAGACAGCCGACGUCGCAAUGAAGCCGGACCUCUCAAUCGUACCACUCUGGCCUUUGACCUUCCCUCGGAGCCAUUCACGAAGUCUGGCGAACACGAGCGUGGCAACUCACUGUUAGCUUCCGACGACGUGGAGGCCAGCGGUGAUUGUCUUUUACAAGAACCAUGUUUCUACAGUGAUCUACCUCCUCUGAUGCUACAUUCUACAUUCGUGAGCUACUCCGACUGGAACGAAACCAAGAAGGACAGAAUCGGUGGUAUAGAAUACCGAGCGCUGAAGACACUCCUGUUCAUCCUAGCAGGCUUCCUUGUGACGUUUCACGUAAUUGGCUUCCUGGUCUUGAUUACAUGGCUGCACCGCAAUCCUGAAUAUGAAUCGAUCAUCCACGAUGCCGGGGCAAACAGGUAUUGGUGGGCGAUUUUCACGACUGGCUCUGCAUUCCAUAACGUCGGAUACACAUUGACGCCGGGUUCGAUGGUGUCUUUUGAAGGCGCUACGCUUCCGCUGCUGACAAUGUCCUUUCUGGUUGUUGUUGGGAACACAGGGUUUCCUUGCAUGCUCCGGUUUACGAUCUGGCUGCUGUCCAAGAUGAGCCACUGGCGGAGUCCGCUGUGGGAGGAGUUGCAGUUUCUUCUGGAUCAUCCGCGGCGGUGCUUUACGAUGCUCUUUCCGAGGGAUGAGACCUGGCGACUGGCCUUUGUGCUGUUGGCUCUCAAUGUGGUGGACUUGAUUGUGAUGUUGGUUCUGGGUGUAAGUGGAGCCUCGGUAUAUGGGGAUAAUGGACCAGAGCUGAUCCGAGGAGAAUAA
Messenger RNA from Monascus purpureus, 1583 nucleotides. The record is from the annotation of a GenBank genome assembly. Lineage: Eukaryota; Fungi; Ascomycota; Eurotiomycetes; Eurotiales; Aspergillaceae.